AUGGAUGCAAAGGUAUCGGGAUCAUCGCCUGUUCCUCUUGCCCCUUUUGAUUCACCUUUUGCUGAUGACUAUUUCUCUAUCCAGCCUCAGCGACUUAGUCGUCCUCUUCGUGUACGGGGCGAUGAGAAUCUCGCACCCGCCGUCAACGCUGCCGGGAAAACCCUCCACCACCGCAACAAAUCAACUCCGUCUUUGUCAACGUUGGCUGGACCCAAUGGGGUGAAAAACACUGUUAAACGCACUGCAUUCGGGGAUGUUAGCAAUACAGUAAAUGCUACGCGAUCAAUCAAAGAUGAUACAUCCGUGGCUUCCAAGGGUCUAUUGGGAGUCGUUGAGAAACCAACCGCCUUUUCUCGACCAACACAACGGCCUUUAUCGGUUUCAGGUGCUAAAUUUGCCCUUGUCAAUACCAAUGUGAUCGAUCCAACUGUGAAGAAUUCUUCUUUGGAUAAGCUGAAGGCUAAUCCCCGGAAAGCCUCUAGCAAACGCAAUACCGUGUUCAAAGACCUCGAAUUGCCUUCUGUGGUGGAGUCCGAACCUAUUAGUUCUCAGAGCCACAAGGCUCAAGUCAAGGACACGGAACCGAUUGUCCAACCGGUUGAGUUGUUAGCACCUAUCGCCAGUAAGAGUGCAGUAACGAAUGUGAAUCCGGUUAAUGCUGCUGCGGUUAAGGCGGACCAUCAGAUGAAAUCGGAUCUGCAACAUUCUUCUAUAUCUACUAGCUCCGAUGAUUCUCCUGCCUUGCGAUCAGAUGGAGUAUAUGUUGAAGAGAACGGCGAGAUUAGAGUUUACUCGCGUCAUGAGAAUGCCGAUGAAAUGCCUGAGAAGCCAAAGCCUGUUUCCAAGACAAACCCGAUCCUCACUAGCGAGCCGGAAGUGUUACCUACCAAAGGUGUCGUUACUGAACUCCGCACUAUUCCCUCCGAGAAUCCUUGCCCACCUCGCGUUAGGCACGAUCAUGUACAGCUGCCUUCAGAGCCGGAGGAAUACUGGGACGAAGAGGACGAGGAAAACUUCGAGGAGGAUGGUUAUGUCACCGCUCGUUCCCAUCGGUCUCGUGAUAAUACUACUGGGGGUGCAACUGCUCUUCUAAUACCAAAAGUUACACAAAAGGUAAAGAGAGAGUUGGCCAUUGCGAAGCAGGUUGUCGAAGAAACCCGCACACCAGAAGACAUCGAGGACGAGGCCUGGGAUACUAGCAUGGUUUCCGAGUAUGGAGAUGAUAUAUUCCAGUACAUGAGGGAGCUUGAGAUGAGACUCUUACCAAAUGCCCAUUAUAUGGAUAAUCAAGCGGAAAUCCAGUGGUCAAUGCGAUCUGUACUUAUGGACUGGCUUGUCCAGGUUCAUCAUCGAUUCUCCUUGCUGCCAGAGACACUUUUCCUAUGCGUUAACUACAUUGAUCGAUUUUUGUCAUGCAAGAUUGUUUCCCUUGGCAAGCUGCAGCUUGUUGGUGCUACUGCAAUUUUCAUCGCAGCCAAGUACGAGGAAAUCAACUGCCCGUCCCUCCAGGAAAUUAUCUACAUGGUAGAUAAUGGGUAUAGCGCGGAUGAAAUAUUGAAGGCGGAACGUUUUAUGCUCAGCAUGUUGCAGUUUGAGCUAGGAUGGCCUGGCCCGAUGAGCUUUUUACGACGGAUUAGUAAGGCAGAUGAUUACGACUUGGAGACCCGGACGCUGGCCAAGUACUUUCUGGAAAUUACUAUCAUGGACGAGCGCUUUGUUGGUUGCCCUCCUAGCCUCACUGCUGCUGGUGCCCAUUGUCUCGCGAGAUUGAUGUUAAGGAAGGGGAAUUGGUCACCUGCGCACGUUCACUAUUCGAAUUAUACGUACACUCAGCUGUAUCCUCUUGUUUCACUGAUCCUCGAAUGCUGCGAGGAUCCCUUGAAGCAUCACUCUGCUGUUUUUGAGAAAUAUUCGGAUAGGCGAUUCAAACGAGCCUCUACAUUUGUACAGGGCGAGAUGAUGAAGAACUUUAAACCCCCAGGAGUUGCCCGUGAGGGCUCUGCUGCCUAUCCGAUCAAACUUUUUGAUAACCAUUCCUCAUGGCGCCGGCAGUAA
Paracoccidioides lutzii Pb01 is the source of this 2055-nucleotide messenger RNA. RefSeq names its product G2/mitotic-specific cyclin-B. The transcript has 4 exons. The record is from RefSeq and is a predicted model, not a curated record. Gene Ontology annotation, molecular function: cyclin-dependent protein serine/threonine kinase regulator activity. Bases 1 to 2055 code for a protein of 684 amino acids. Gene Ontology annotation, cellular component: cyclin-dependent protein kinase holoenzyme complex; cytoplasm; nucleus. Gene Ontology annotation, biological process: mitotic cell cycle phase transition; regulation of cyclin-dependent protein serine/threonine kinase activity.